AGACACGGGCGGCCGCGCCGGCAGCUCGCAUGAAGCCGGGGAUUACAGCGGGGCGAGGGCAGCGCGGGCUCGGUUUUUAUUCCACCCCCCCACCCUCCCAAGCUCCACACCUCCUCCUCUCCCUGCCCCCCCCCCUCCUCCGCCCGCCACCCCAGCCGCUCGCCGCGCUGUUUGUUCGGCGGCUUCUCAUCUCGGCGGGUAGGAGGGAGAUGCCUUUGCCCUGGUUUUCCACCCCCAGUCCUCUCCGUGCCCGGGGGGGGCGGUGAUGUGGAGCCGGGAAUGUAGAGCAAAACCCUCCCCGGGAAGGAACGACCAAAACAAACCUCUCGCCGUGGCUUUGGCGGCCGCGCAGUGCCCGGGGAAGCCCGAGCAGCCCCUGCCAGCGCCGGGGAAUCCCUCCUCCAGCCCCCGGCGGUGCCCCGGGCGCCCGUGGAGCCAGCUUCAGGAAUGGAGCUGUCUGUCUGAAGAGGAUUCUGCCCAAAUAUUUGUAGUUUCCAAGCUCAUUCUCCUGAAGACUCUGGUGUUACAACUGCAUCCUUUCCAGAAUGGCUGAGAAGGCUCCACCAGGGAUCAGCAAAAAGUCUUCAAAGUCUACUAUUUCUCUGCCUCCAGAACCAGUGGAAAUCAUUAGGAGCAAAGCCUGCUCACGGAGGGUUAAACUAAAUGUUGGUGGGCUCAACCAUGAAGUGCUGUGGAGGACUUUGGACAGACUUCCAAGGACACGAUUAGGAAAGCUCAGAGACUGCAAUACUCACGAAUCUCUGCUAGAAGUAUGUGAUGACUAUAAUCUAAAUGAAAAUGAAUAUUUUUUUGAUCGGCACCCAGGGGCUUUCACUUCCAUUUUGAAUUUCUACAGGACAGGGAAACUACAUAUGAUGGAAGAAAUGUGUGCUCUUUCUUUUGGCCAGGAGCUUGAUUACUGGGGGAUUGAUGAGAUAUACUUAGAAUCUUGCUGCCAGGCAAGGUACCAUCAAAAGAAAGAGCAGAUGAAUGAGGAGCUGAGGAGAGAGGCAGAGACAUUACGAGAGAGAGAAGGAGAAGAGUUUGAUAAUACCUGCUGCCCAGAGAAAAGGAAGAAGCUCUGGGACUUGCUGGAGAAACCCAACUCAUCUGUGGCUGCAAAGAUUUUGGCCAUUGUGUCCAUUCUGUUCAUCGUACUGUCCACUAUUGCUUUGUCUCUUAACACACUACCAGAGCUUCAAGAAAUAGAUGAAUUUGGGCAGCCAAAUGACAACCCUCAGCUAGCACACGUUGAAGCUGUCUGUAUUGCUUGGUUUACCAUGGAGUACCUUUUGCGUUUUCUGUCCUCACCAAAUAAGUGGAAGUUCUUCAAAGGCCCAUUAAAUGUCAUUGACUUACUGGCUAUCUUGCCAUACUAUGUCACCAUUUUCCUCACGGAGUCCAAUAAAAGUGUCCUGCAGUUCCAAAACGUCAGACGUGUGGUUCAAAUAUUUCGUAUUAUGAGGAUCCUAAGGAUUCUUAAGCUUGCCAGGCAUUCAACAGGCCUUCAGUCUCUAGGGUUCACACUCAGGAGGAGCUACAAUGAAUUGGGCUUGUUGAUAUUAUUUUUAGCCAUGGGAAUCAUGAUAUUUUCAAGUCUUGUAUUCUUUGCUGAAAAGGAUGAGGAUGCUACAAAAUUUACCAGUAUCCCUGCAUCCUUCUGGUGGGCAACAAUCACUAUGACUACUGUAGGAUACGGUGACAUUUAUCCUAAGACAUUAUUAGGUAAAAUAGUUGGAGGACUUUGCUGUAUUGCUGGAGUGCUGGUCAUAGCCCUGCCUAUACCAAUUAUUGUGAAUAAUUUCUCAGAGUUUUAUAAGGAGCAGAAAAGACAGGAGAAGGCAAUUAAGAGGAGAGAAGCACUGGAGCGAGCUAAAAGAAAUGGCAGCAUUGUCUCCAUGAACUUGAAAGAUGCCUUUGCUCGAAGCAUGGAAAUGAUAGAUGUGGCAGUAGAUUCUGGAAAGCCUGAAGAAACAGUGAAUCCAAAGGAGACUCUUGAUGACAACCACCUGUCCCCAAGCCGGUGGAAAUGGGCCAGAAGAACACUGUCUGAAACAAGCUCAAACAAAUCUUAUGAGAACAAAUACCAAGAGAUCAGUCAACAAGACUCCCAUGAGCAAUUAAACAAUGCUGGAGCCUCUUCCAGCCCACAGCACCUCAGUGCCCAAAAACUGGAGAUGCUGUAUAACGAAAUUACUAAAGCUCAGUCUCAGCCUAAUCUUAAUGCUGGCUACCAAGACGAAUCAGCAAAGCCACCUAGGUAUGAAGAAGAAAUAGAAAUGGAAGAAGUUGCAGGUCAGAGAGAUCCCCUGCCAGCCGGCCUCACAGACUUUGUUACUGAUAUAAGGAGCACAUCCAGCAUCGACAGCUUUGCCAGCUGUGCCACAGACUUCACAGAAACAGAGAGGUCUCCCCUUUCUCUGUUUCCUGGCUCUCACUUGCAGAUGAGAUUUCCAGCUGAUCCUGCUAACCUGGGAGACAACCAAAGAGUAAGGAGUUCUCAGUUUAUACCAUCCACAAAAGACAGAAUAUUUUCUCCAACCGAUGUCACCUUUGACUAUAACCCAAUCGACAGAGCUGUGGCCAGUGAUGGCAGUGGGUCCCAAGCUGUUUUGCAUGGUCAUUUGCAUUUAGACACUGCCAUGGAAAGCCCCAAAAGUUCCCUGAAAGGUGGCAACCCGUUAAAAUCUAGAUCCCUUAAAGUGAAUUUUAAAGACAACAGAGGAGGUGCUCCACCUACUCCACCAAGCACUGCAAGGCCACUGCCAGUAAUGGCAGGAGCAGAGGCCACACAGGCCACCCCUCAGCACAUCAGCACCAUCCUCCUAGAAGAAAAUUCACCUCAAGGGGAACGACCUUUACUUGGUGCUGAUGCAUCAGCACUUUGUCAGGGACCCGUGAAAUCUUCCCCUCUCUUUCCCAAACAAAAGAUUUUCACUUUCCCUUCAAAAGAGAGGAGGAGCUUCACUGAAAUAGAUGCUGGAGAAGAAGAGUUUAUGGAGUUACACGGUAUAAAGGAAGAAAAACAACAGGAUGUCAAAACAAAUUGCUGUGGAGAUAAACACAGUGAUGGCAACCAUUUAACAGAGGAGCCACAGGUCAGCUCUUCACCCAAAACCAUGAGCCACAACUGCACCCAAGACAUUUACCAUGCUGUGGGUGAGGUAAAGAAGGACAGUAACCAAGAAGGUCACAAAAUGGAAAACCAUUUAUUUGCUCCAGAAAUUCAUACAAGUCCUGGAGAAACUGGUUACUGUCCCACACGUGAAACUAGCAUGUGACUAGUUACAAAAGCAAUAAAAAUACCUUUUCUUAAAACACGGUUAGUAAUGCCUAUGAACUAAAACAUGGAAAGCCUCAACAAAAAGUGCAUAAAAAGUUAUUUUUGCAUGGCAUGAAGAGUUGUUUAGUUUAAAUACUAUUAAAAAAAAAAAAAAAAAAAAAAAGAAAGAGUGAGAGAGAAAAAAAAAAAAGACUGCUUUUUGUAACAAACUGAAAAAAAAAUGAGGGAAAUGACCUAAGAACAGUGAAUUAAAAAAAACUCUGCUAGGAGCCAGUGUUCUGCAACAUCUGACAUUUUUGAUCCUUUCACUUAUGAUUGUAGACAGAUUUUAAACUCUUUUAACUUUUUCGUUUUCUUGGUUACAAUGAAUUUUAGAAUUUGCACAUGAAAGGAUAAAAUGUCAAUGCAUGCAUUCAUAAAGAUGUGAAACAAGGUGCUUUGAGUUUGAAAAAAAAAUGCAUAUAUUUGUAAAUAGUUUGGGGUUGGGGGAAAGCUACUCUUAACAAGGAUUUAUGGAAAAAGCAUUUCCUGGGACACAGGUACUUCCUUCACAGCGUGCUGCCUGGAGGUUUUGUACAGACUUAUGUUGCAAAAUUGCAACUUCUACUUACAGCAUCUCAAGUAUCUUGCUUUCUGUUAAAAAGCUCAUGAGUAUAUCUGUUAAUUAAGGACUACAGUAUUUUAGUUUAUCUGUGCUGGAAGUCAUGAUAGGUUUGUGUUUUUUUUCAUUUGCAUAACUUUGGCUAUUGUGUUUGUCAGUUUAAUUGAUGAUCCUGUGAGGAAAAGCAAAGAUUUAAUGACCAGAACUUGAAGUAUUUCAUAUUUUUUGUAGAAAACUGCCAACAUUUCAUAACUCAGAAAAAAAAUCCAUUUUAAGAAAAAAGAAUAUAUUAUUUUGGUGGCAAUAAAUAGUGCCAAAUGGCUAUAUAGACAUAUCCCAAAGCUCUCAAUCUCUUAGAACAUUUAUUUUAACUUGGUAUUAAAAGAAAACAAAUCUACCCAUGUUCUUUUUUUUUUUCCUUUGAUGUAACAAUAUUUACUUCUAUAUUCUUCGAGUCCUCUUCCUCUUUUCUUUACAUGUAGUGCCCAUACUUCAAUAAUGGCAAUGUUGUUGAAGCUGUUAUGGUGCAAGGACAGAAGAGACAAGCUUUGUAGGGGGAGGUAGUACCCUUUAUUAUCCCAAAUCAUAUAGCUGGAAAAAAUCAUAUAGCUGGAAAAAACAGCUGAUAGCCAGAGGGUCCAGCAGUUAAAAGUCUGGGGAGAUGUUUAGAAGUUCCAGCAUCAGCUCACUGCUGUGCUACAGGUUUGCUGCAUUAUAUUUGGCCUUUCAUUUCCCCAUGCGUGGAGGGGAGCAGCUGCUUCUUCCAGGGCAGCACUGUAACAGCAAGCAUGGUGAAGACCAUGAGAAAGCAAGAAUGGAAACCUUAAAAGCACUUUAGACCCCCCAAAAUUUGGUUUAAAACAGAAGGCUUCUACUUUCCAGAGAAGACCUAGGUUAAUUCUUAUUUAUGUGUCAUUUGUUGUCACCUAAAUGAGUAAACAUCAGGCACCUAAUGCACUUAAUGUAAAAGAGUAAGAAUUUUUGUUGCAAAGUUGCCCUCUGCUUGAAAUCACUGAGCUUAUGCCACAGACCUCACCCAAGCCUGGCCCAUGGAAAAGAAGCAAGUUUGAAAAGCACCAAAAUUUAGAAUCUGGUGUCUGGACCAAACAGUGAGAACAGCACAAUCCUUCAGUUUAAAAAAAAAAAAACAAAAAACAAACAAACAAAAAACUUUUUAUAUUUCCCUAAGUAUUCUGAUUUCCAUAACAAGAUAACAUUAAAGAGUCUCUUCAGUCAUUCAAGAAACUGGGAAUAUAAUGUUAUUUUUUCCAAACAAUGUCUGGUCAUUAAUUCUCGAAAUAAAAACGAUUGGUUUUGUCCUUUAUUGCAGUUCAUUGCAACUUGUUCCUGUAUUCAGUUCUAUCGAUUUCUAUGGCAUUCUGCUUAACAUAUUUCAAUCAUGUUGUGUUUCACUGUUCCAAAACAUAGCUCUUGAGUAUUUUAUAGUCAUUAAUCUUCUAUAUUUAUUUUUCUUUUUUUCUUCCUAUAUAUUUUCAGUGACUAAAACUAAAUGCCAGUCAAUUUCUACAUGCCUAAAGUGUUGGUCUGUAUUUUCUAUGUGCAAUUUUAUGAAAUCACAUGGGCCUGUUCAAUCUGCCUUUACAUUCUAGUGAACUAACGAAGACCAAAUUAAGUCCAAAUGGCAUCCGAUCUCAUGCUGUGGAUCCACAGAAAAAAUCCCACUCAAGAUGUUCUGGGAAGACUGAGGUGUGUCGUGUUCCUAUGUGUGCUUUUUCUCCCAGCUGACCCUUACACUUUGGAAAAGCCCCCUCAGAUCUGUGCCACUUGGUGGAAAGGGAGGAAUCCAGCCAUAGGGAACGUGUUGCAGGAGCAGAGGUUUCAUUCCUUAGGCUCUCCUGAGCACAAAACCAGUUCUCCCCUAGUAAAAUCACUGGAACUGUGAAAUCAAAGCCUCAGUCCUUGUGCAGAUUAAUUUCUUCUGAAAACUGUGGGAGCCUAAGAAAAGAAUAGGAAUGACUGAAAUAAAAACAAGGAUGGCAAGAAUCUCUCUCCUGAUGGAAAUCAAUGGGAGCUUUAGCUGUAUAAAUCAGAUGAGAUUAGGCCCUCAUGGACUGCUAUGUUUUAAAUGUUUUCAGAGAAGCACAUUUAUUUUGAAAUUGUGCAAGCAAAGGAAAUGCAAUUCUCUUUAUUAACAGAUGCUGUAUUUUUUAAAAUCUUGGAAGC
This is a messenger RNA of Calypte anna (Anna's hummingbird), 6068 nucleotides long. It is a transcript of the gene KCNB2, whose product is annotated as potassium voltage-gated channel subfamily B member 2. Gene Ontology annotation, cellular component: voltage-gated potassium channel complex; membrane. Gene Ontology annotation, biological process: potassium ion transmembrane transport; protein homooligomerization. The transcript is spliced from 3 exons. The record is from RefSeq and is a predicted model, not a curated record. Gene Ontology annotation, molecular function: protein binding; delayed rectifier potassium channel activity. NCBI's taxonomy places the organism in Eukaryota, Metazoa, Chordata, Aves, Apodiformes, Trochilidae. Bases 546 to 3281 code for a protein of 911 amino acids.